Molecule: messenger RNA, 1264 nt
Organism: Suillus discolor
Lineage: Eukaryota; Fungi; Basidiomycota; Agaricomycetes; Boletales; Suillaceae
Exons: 3
Coding region: 32-1045 (337 amino acids)
Source: RefSeq, a predicted model, not a curated record
CUUAAUUCUGCUUGCCAAAGGUCCAUUAUCUAUGCUGAUGUCUUUUUGGCAUUUCCUUUGUGCUCCCAUGAAGUGUGUCGCAAGCUGGAUUGAGCCAGAGCCAUCCGAGUCUGACUCGGAAGAUUAUACCUGGACUCAGACGCACAGCUUCUUUGUGCUCAUGGGUGGUUUCAUGCUUUAUGUGGACGGGAAACCCUACCUUACACUACGUCCUGACUACAUUCUCAAACUGAUACGUAACAAGUGUAUCGACGUUCCUACCCUGACCGCAAAGCAGAUCCAUGACAGGAGCAAAGGCAAUGCGAUAUCAAAAGCAUUGGUCAUGCUUCAGGUGGCCUGGUUUGUUCUGCAGCUCAUCACCCGCGCCAUCUAUCACCUCGAAACCACUCAGCUCGAAGUGGGGACACUCGCUUUUGCGGUCCUCAGUUUCCUAACUUAUGCUAUGUGGUGGGACAAGCCUCUCGAUGUGCGAUGUUCACAUCCAGUGUACUGGAAGUCGACCGAGUCAAUGCCAGAGGAUCACAUUGAUGUCAGUGACACAGACGAAUUCGCUCCGCUUCCCAUCGCCCGCUCAAUUUUCGAACUGAUGGGCUUUCCUCGCAUUCCUACAUCUCAAAAGCUCCAAGUUCCAACAUUUGAUGGCAGCAUCACUCUCAAAGAUUCGGACAAAAAAGUUCUUCGGCUUGCUGCAAUGCUUAUGGCGACCAUAUUCGGUGGCGUCCAUUGUAUGGCUUGGUUCUUUGCCUUUCCCACACACCAGGAACAGAUGCUAUGGCGCAUCAGUGCCGUCGCCACAACUUGCACACCCUGUCUUUGUUGGAGUCUCUACUCUGACUCGGAAGUGACCCAUUCAGUACUUCAGCGUUUUCCAAAUCCAUUAAAGUAUGUCGUGUGGGGUGUGUAUUUUCUGAUUUAUUUCGCAUGUUUCGCAUUGUACGUCCCAGCUCGUGCCGUUCUCUUGGUACUUAUGUUUACCACUUUACACAAUCUUCCUCCUGACGCAUUCAAGGCGGUGUCAUGGACUAGUAUGGUACCACACUUGUAGUUUUUGAUUAUGGUGAUCCAGAUAUACUUAUACUUCAUACUUUUCUCAUAAUAUUCAGAUGUGGUCGACGAUAUUUGAAGCUAGGUAUCGAAGUUCCCGCACAGGAUCUUGAAGGUGAGUUAUCUAAACUUUGUUCCUUUCUUCAGCAAUUCGCGUUCCUGUGUUGCGGUCUCACUCGUGCCUUUCCAAUAUGUUUGUUCUUUUGCGGCUCAUCUGAAU